UUCUCUCGGUGUCGUGGUGCCCUGGAAGUAAUUGCAUCUGUUCCGCGCGUUGUAAUUUAAACAGGAAAUAAGUAAUUGCCCAACUAUAAAGAGCUCAUUUUAAUAUCAAACCGUUUUUAACUGUUAACAAAAAUGACAACUGGCAAACAAACAACAGUUAACGGUAAAGUAAAGUGGAAUGUCAUUUCAGUAUUUGCUGUCAUCGAGGACUGACACGUAAAUGUUGUUUCUGUGAGAGAUGCGCAGGACGAAAAAUUUGGAAGCACACAUUGAAUGAGGCAGCUGGGAAUAUAGCGCGAAUGUGUCAGUAGUCAUCGGAGGCACGGUCCAGUGUUUGAAACGAUUUUUUUUUUAAAAUAUAUAUUCUUGACAAUACAAUAGUAUUGUUAUUGUAAUCGAGACAGACUAUUUAUUUAUAUCUGGUGCUGUAUAAGCACACCGACGAAGCUUUCUUAAGUUUUGAAAAUGGGGGAUCAAAAGGAGAAUAUAAACUAUCAAGAUGAAAACCAACCAAAACAUAAUGUUCAGGAGAAACGUGACACAGCUGCUCAAGAUAAACAAUGCUGCACACCUGAUGAGAAGGAGAAACCCCACUCUGCUUCCAAUAAAAGUGAAUUCAGUGAUCCUGUUUACAAAGAGAUAGCUCUUGCAAAUGGCCACAUCAACAGGAUGAGUAAAAUUGAGCUCAGCGCCAAGCUUGCAGAGUUAAAACUUGAAACCAGGGGUGUGAAAGAUGUGUUAAAGAAGAGGCUCAAAAGUUAUUACAAGAAGCAGAAACUGAUGCAGACGGUGCAGACUGAGAGCAUCAGCAAUGACACCUAUUACAAGUACAUCUGUGUUGUGGAUUUUGAAGCCACGUGCGAGGAAAGCAAUCCACCAGGCUACCUCCAUGAGAUCAUUGAGUUCCCUGUGGUCCUCGUCAACACACACACACUGGAGAUUGAAGAUUCAUUUCAGGAAUAUGUGAAGCCAGAAGUUAACAGCCAGCUUUCUGAUUUCUGUGUCCAACUUACUGGAAUCACACAGGAAACUGUUGAUAAGGCUGAUACCUUUCCUAAUGUGCUUCAGAAGGUAGUGGAUUGGCUUAAAGAAAAGGAGCUAGGAACAAAGCAUAAAUAUGCAGUGCUGACAGAUGGAUCCUGGGAUAUGAGUAAAUUCUUAAACAUUCAGUGCCAUAUAAGCCAUAUCCGGUAUCCUCAGUUUGCCAAGAAAUGGAUAAAUAUACGCAAAGCCUACGGGAACUUUUACAAGGUACCCAGAACCCAAACCAAGCUGACGACCAUGCUGGGGAACCUUGGGAUGAAGUAUGACGGCCGGCCUCAUUGCGGGCUGGAUGACUCGCGGAACAUCGCCCGGAUCGCCAUGCGCAUGCUGCAGGACGGCUGCGUGCUACGUGUCAACGAGAGGAUGCAUGCCGGCCAGCUGAUGAGUGUGUCUAGCAAAGCACCUGUAGAGGGUGCUCCUCCGCCACACUGUCCCCAUUCCAGGAACUAACAAACCAAUUUAGACAAACUGCUUUUCAGGGACAAGACCGUGAGGCCUUAGUGUACAUGAUGGUUUUUAACAGAAUUGACUGAAAGGGAACCUCGUGGCUGGAAAAUUGGUGUACUGUCUGAUCACCAUGUUGGCUGCCUUUUAAACAAAUAGAGUUGCUUUUAAAUUUCCAGUUAUCAAUUUAAAAGAAAUUCACGCUCUAUAUAAGCAGGUAACAAACAAAAAAUGUAUUUAAGCUUUGCUAAAGUAAGAGCUAUUGGUGCUUGAGGUGAGCUUCUUGUUUUGCCUUUUGGAAUGUACUUGCGCCCCAUAGAAACAUGGGUGUUUCUGUUAUAAGGGUCAUUUCUUGUCCUGUCAUCCUAACUGGCCCCAUUCUACUGCUGUAAUUCACUGUUAACAUUGUUUUGUGGGUAGACUUUGUCCAGGGAACGUAGGUCCUAAUGUUUGCUCUUCUAUGUGAAGUUUGAUCUUUUAACUCCCACAAACCACACUGGAUCUCACUUUGAUGACCCAAUAUCAAGUACUGAACUGUAAAGAAAACAGCCAUGUUUCUGAAGUGUUACAGUGUUGGUACAUAGCAACCCCACUUUGGAAAGAAAUUCAUAAAAAAAAUUCUCAAAUCUUUGCCUUACUUAAAAAUACAUCAUUUAUUUUUUUGUUGCAAAGAUUAGUGCAAGGUAACCAUAUGUUACAUUGCGUCAAGUAAACUGGCCUUUACAUUACAUGGUUCAGUUUUUAAUUAGAAUAAAUAUUGAGAUGAGUUUAUAUUUUUGUUGCCAUAUGUAUUUUUCUCUUACAAUAUGAUAUUUAUCCAGGAUACUGGAAAUAAAUAAAAAUGAUCUUCGAAUGAAUUGGUUGUUUUGAAUAA
Molecule: messenger RNA, 2362 nt
Organism: Acipenser ruthenus (sterlet)
Lineage: Eukaryota; Metazoa; Chordata; Actinopteri; Acipenseriformes; Acipenseridae
Product: 3'-5' exoribonuclease 1
Exons: 7
Coding region: 466-1494 (342 amino acids)
Biological process (GO): exonucleolytic trimming to generate mature 3'-end of 5.8S rRNA from tricistronic rRNA transcript (SSU-rRNA, 5.8S rRNA, LSU-rRNA)
Cellular component (GO): cytoplasm; nucleolus
Molecular function (GO): 3'-5'-RNA exonuclease activity; nucleic acid binding
Source: RefSeq, a predicted model, not a curated record